Messenger RNA from Oncorhynchus tshawytscha (Chinook salmon), 843 nucleotides. Its product is annotated as ubiquitin carboxyl-terminal hydrolase 37-like. Gene Ontology annotation, cellular component: cytosol; nucleus. Lineage: Eukaryota; Metazoa; Chordata; Actinopteri; Salmoniformes; Salmonidae. Gene Ontology annotation, biological process: G1/S transition of mitotic cell cycle; protein deubiquitination. The transcript has 8 exons. Bases 108 to 824 code for a protein of 238 amino acids. The record is from RefSeq and is a predicted model, not a curated record. Gene Ontology annotation, molecular function: cysteine-type deubiquitinase activity; cysteine-type endopeptidase activity.
CAGUCAAGCGCUGUCUUUCAGUUGUCAAUGAGGACUAUGAGGAAGACUAUGAACAGGAUGCCCAUGAAUGUGUGUUGCUCCUCCUCUUUCAGCUGAAGGAGGAGGGUAUGGCAUUAAAGGGCUCACCAGAGCCAUACACCUGCCCCGUGAAGCAGUUAGAAUUCAAGCUGAAGACUUCCCGUACCUGCACCAGCUGUGGAGUUAUAGUGUAUGGUCAGGAGGAUUAUAAUCACCUGUCACUGAGCCUGAGCCAUUACCUGACACACAGCCUGGACCUCUACUUUAAGCCAUCUGCGUUAGAGUGUGCAUGCAGGGUGUGCUCAGGCAGCAUGGCAUCUGUGACUAGGCACUUCCUCACGCUGCCCCGGGUCCUAAUGCUUCAUAUCAAGCGAUUUACUGCAGGCAACUGGGAGCCAGAGAAGGUGGAUGAUCCCAUGUCCAUCCCUGCAGAAAUAACCCUCCCAGCCGUAUGUGGGAAGACAGCCCAUGUCCAGUAUGGAGCCAGGGCAAGCUCCCUGGGGAGAAACAACAUGGACAACACACCUGCAAACUCCCCGAAAGGCACCCUUGAUAGACCAGGCCACUACAUCAGUGAUGUUUUGGACAGCCGUGGCAGUGGGUGGCUCUGCCUGGAUGACGCACAUGUCUUGAGGACAGAUGAGGCCACUGUGCUGAAGGAGAUUGCACAAACUGCCUACAUCCUGUUCUAUGUCUGCAGUGGAGCAGGUGAAGGAGACCAGGCCCCUCACUACCAGGAGAAGCACCAGGAGAACCCAUCAUUAAACUCAGGGAGAGGCACAGCGCUCAGGGACCACCUGGAGUAGCACCUACCACACACCAAGA